Molecule: messenger RNA, 348 nt
Organism: Phaedon cochleariae (mustard beetle)
Lineage: Eukaryota; Metazoa; Arthropoda; Insecta; Coleoptera; Chrysomelidae
Source: the annotation of a GenBank genome assembly
AUGCAGCAAAUACAUAAAACCAAAAAUACGAAAUCGAGAAAGAGUUGUUCAGUUCCGCAGUGCUCUUCAUAUUGUACAGACAGUGUUUCUUUACACAAAUUUUCACUUUGGAACCCCAAAUUGUGUAAAAGAUGGAGGAAUUUGUUGAAGAUUGGUAAACCAAUAACCAAUAAUAUGUACGUUUGUAGUGAGCACUUCUUACCUAGAGAUUUUACAUCCUUCAAUAAAACUUUAACUGAAGGUUCAUCAACUGGUAAACCACGACAGCGGAUCAAAAAGAUAGCCAUACCUUCCGUGAACCUUCCUAAGUCAUCACAUGAAAAUACAAAGUGUGAGCGAAGAAUGUGA